Molecule: messenger RNA, 756 nt
Organism: Adineta ricciae
Lineage: Eukaryota; Metazoa; Rotifera; Eurotatoria; Adinetida; Adinetidae
Source: the annotation of a GenBank genome assembly
AUGAACCUCGCUGGAAUUAAUAGAUUUCGCGCCAACGAACUAUCCGAAUCAUUAGUGGAACAAGAAUUGUUAACAAUAGUCUUUGCCACGAUGACGAGCAUCCUCAAUUUAACUGAUCAACAAACGAUGGCAUUAAUGGCAUCUUAUGACAUAGUUAUUCCUGUCUCUGUUCGAUUUUGGAAUUAUCUUAUACUAGAUAUUCUAUCGGUGUCAUGUGCUCUGUUUAUACUAUGCUAUCUUCUAUCUAAUCCAACACUUCGUCGAGCUCCACACAACCAUUUUAUCAUUAUUCUUCUGUGUGUUGGAUUGAUUUAUCAGUUGACCACUGUCCCAUUCAUGCUUCAUUUCUUUCUUGUUGGAUAUUCUUGGCAUACUACACUUGAUUUCACCAACUUUUGGAUAUUCAUCGACAACUCAUCCUUCGUAUCAGUAUUGAUAGGUUUCGCUUGGGCGACGGUUGAGCGACAUAUUCUCGUCUUUCAUCAUCAUUGGAUGACGACAAAAAGACAACGUUUCUUCAUACAUUAUCUACCUUUCAUACUAAUCCUGACCUAUUGCUACGCGUGCUGGUUUUACGUCGUCUUUCUUCCACCCUGUCAAAAAGCAAUUCUGUUAUCACCAAUCAAUGGUGUUCCGAUUAUUUGCACUUUCAAUUUGCCGUUAUGGGGAAUUAACCUUCAGCGUCGGUCUUCUCAUUCGAGUUUUAUUGCAAAAGCAUCGUUUGAAUUGUCCAAUCCGUUGGCGACAACAGCGUAA